AUGCUAGCAUCGACCUCACGACUCAGCAUCGGCGCUCUGCGUCAAGCAGCCAAGAUCCUCCCUCGCCAUAUCGUCUCGAGAAACGUCUCUGCCGCAUCAACCCGUCUCUCGAUCCCGCCUACCAGCCUCCGCUCAUCCCGCACACCAUUCACCCGCAAGUACGCAACCUCCACCACACCCACAUCCUCCUCCCUCGACCCUGCCGAAGAAGAAUCCCAACGCUUCCUCGAAGAAGGCACCACCCACCUCGAAGCCGGCGACCUCACCGCCGCCAAACAGUCCUACCAACGCUCGCUCUCGAUCAAACGCAACUCCUCGGCGCUCUUCAACCUCGGCGUCUGCCUCUACCACGAUCGCAACCUCUCUGCUGCCAUCGAAGCCUGGAACGAAUCGCUCGAGCUAUCGCCGGAAAGCGCAGAUGCCCACACCAACCUCGCUUCGGCGUACGUGCUGAGCAAACCUUCCAGACCGGACCUGGCAGUGUCGCAUCUGAAGACAGCGGCGAGAAUCACACCGGAGGACCCGGAGAUUCAGUACAACCUGGCGGCGGUGCUCGAGGCGUGCGAACAGCUCGAGGAGGCGCUGACGGCGUACAAGAGGGCCUUGGAGGGCGGAAUCCAGAGGGCGGAACAGAACAUCAGGAAUUGCUCGGCAAAGUUGCUCAGCGCCAGGGUUGCGGUUCAGCAGCAACAGGAGGAGGAAGAAGCCAAGGCUAAGGCGAAAGAGGCGAGUAAGACAGAGUGA
Messenger RNA from Pseudozyma hubeiensis SY62, 744 nucleotides. RefSeq lists its product as hypothetical. Lineage: Eukaryota; Fungi; Basidiomycota; Ustilaginomycetes; Ustilaginales; Ustilaginaceae. The transcript has a single exon. Gene Ontology annotation, molecular function: protein binding. The record is from RefSeq and is a predicted model, not a curated record. Bases 1 to 744 code for a protein of 247 amino acids.